Molecule: messenger RNA, 192 nt
Organism: Didymella exigua CBS 183.55
Lineage: Eukaryota; Fungi; Ascomycota; Dothideomycetes; Pleosporales; Didymellaceae
Exons: 1
Source: RefSeq, a predicted model, not a curated record
CGCGCUAGAAAACACGCACAACACAACUGCAAAGCUAACUUAAAGAAGCUUAAGAAGACAGAAGAGGACGCAAUAGUUACACGUAUACUAGAGCUAGAUAAGCAAGGGAUAGGCCCUACAAGGACUAUAGUAGAAGAAAUGGCCAACAAUCUGCUCGCUGCGCGCGGUAAAGGACCUGUUAGCAAGAACUAG